Molecule: messenger RNA, 1058 nt
Organism: Pisolithus orientalis
Lineage: Eukaryota; Fungi; Basidiomycota; Agaricomycetes; Boletales; Pisolithaceae
Product: Spo11/DNA topoisomerase VI subunit A
Exons: 11
Coding region: 19-909 (296 amino acids)
Biological process (GO): meiotic DNA double-strand break formation; meiotic DNA double-strand break processing; reciprocal meiotic recombination
Cellular component (GO): nuclear chromosome
Molecular function (GO): DNA topoisomerase type II (double strand cut, ATP-hydrolyzing) activity; ATP binding; DNA binding
Source: RefSeq, a predicted model, not a curated record
GCCCAACUACUAAAAAUUAUGAGUUAUGCUCACCGAGCCCUUGAACAAGGCUUCUCAUUAACUAAGCGCGGCAUUUACUACAAAGAUGUCGCCCUCUUCAAAUCCCAAAAGAUUGUCGAUCGGUUUAUCGACGAUUUAGCGGCCACUCUACAAUGGGACCGAGCCGAUCUGAAUAUUCGAGCUACGUCGAAGGGACUGAUCUGCGGAAGUUGCCUGGUUAUACGUUUAAUUGGGGGAGCGAGUUUGCGUUUGAAUGAUCACCAGGGCACACUAAUCCCCGCAGGAGAAGACAUUGGCCAAUUUGAGUUUGAGAGUCGUGUGGCAUGGGUUCUAAUCGUCGAAAAGGAGGCAAUUUUUCAGACACUCUGCCAAUUGAAUUUCUCAAAGUACCCAGGCCUUCCGGGUCCAGGUUUAAUUGUAACGGGGAAGGGUUAUCCGGACGUCGCAACCCGUCAUCUAGUCAAGAUGCUCUCCGACAACCUUCCCCAAUGUAUCCCCAUCGUUGCUCUAGUGGACGCAGACCCAUAUGGUCUCGACAUACUCUCGGUGUAUAAGUACGGUAGCCACGGCUUACGACACGAGAACGAAAGUCUCGCUGCUUGUCGUGUGGAGUGGUUAGGUAUCAAAAUUUCUGAGCUACCUGAAUUCAGGACCGAUCUCAACACGCUGAUUCCCUUAACAACGCAUGACGAAAGAAAGGCUCGCAAGAUGCUUUGUCGGCCCCCGGAAAACAUGCCAGCAGAGUGGAGGAACGCUCUCACGCGUGUUUUGAAGAUGAGGCGCAAAGCCGAAAUAGAGAUCUUUUCGAGCGUCAGGACGAUUGGACCCGAAAACGAGCACCGCCAUCCGCCACCCUUGGUACAUUAUUUGUGCAAAAAGAUUUCAUGCUCUAUUUCUAGGGAGUCCUAGAAGUACCUACCGUAUUUCACUCACCUGGAAAACUGUCAUCACAAGUGUCGGCAAUAAAUGGUUAUUAUGGUGUAUUGAUUUGACAAAUAUAAACACACCAGAAGAUAGGGCCGUCGGGGACGGCAGGCACCUUGUUUACGGAUGCCGAC